UAAAUGCCCAGUGGUCUGUGAUAAGCUUCAAGAGCUCGUUGUUGUGUCACAUCGUUUCCGGUAGCCAGUAAACCUGCAUGUAUAGGAGGCGUGCGCUUUUGGCGGCAUUCAACCCAAUCGUGACAAGAGCUUUCGUCCGCUUGUGAUAGCUGUUGGCGUCAUAGUAGCCAACCUGUGUAGGUUUUCAGGUUUCAUUAAUGCCACCGUAUGCGCGUCUUUCUUUUGAGAUUUGUUGAGCCUCGUUUCAACCGCGCUCCCUUUCCUUUUCUGGUCACUGCCUUGUCCCAUUUCCCUUACUUUCAACCCUUGCGGCUUGAUACCUCACCGUUUAGGCUUCUGCAAGUCUCACACAGUACACGAUGCCAUCCUUAGUCGCCACGAAUGGCGAUUCAGACUUUGCACAGAGAGGUUCUGGCGUAACAAAGUUCACCAACUGCUUGCUGGUCAAGGGCAAUAGCCUUGUCCAAGAGGAUCUCUGGGUCAGCUCCAUCAGUGGUAAAAUCUUAAACGGACAAGAGCUUCUGUUCGAGCACAGAACUGCACCAGAUCAGAUUGUUGACCUUGAUGGCCGCAUACUCUCUCCCGGGUUCAUCGAUACUCAGCUGAACGGCGCAUAUGGAUUCGACUUCUCCGUCAUUCCAGAUGAGGGAGCUACAGCUUAUGGCAAGGGUGUGCUUCACGUCAAUAGAAGUCUUAUCGCGACUGGUGUAACAUCUUACCUGCCGACAAUGACUUCACAGCGUCCCGAGGUCUAUCAUGAGGCACUACCUUACUUGGGUCCAUCAGGUGUCGCUCGCGACCCCUCCUAUGGCUCAGAAUCUUUGGGCGUUCAUUGCGAAGGCCCCUUCAUGAGCCCUACGAAGAACGGCAUCCACAACGCCGCUGUCUUGCGCGAACCGACGCAUGGAAUCUCAGACAUAGCCGAUUGCUAUGGCGCCGCUCACAUUGGGCACUCUUCGCCUAUCAAGCUCAUCACACUCGCUCCAGAGCUGCCAGGAGCCCUCUCUUCCAUUCAAGCACUUACGGACAGCGGCAUCAGGGUCUCGAUCGGACACUCGGAAGCCACAUAUGAGGAAGCCAAGCUGGGUAUCAAGGCCGGCGCAAGUAUGAUAACGCAUCUGUUCAAUGCCAUGCGCCCCCUCCAUCACCGUAACCCGGGUAUCUUUGGUCUGCUCGGCACGCCAUCUUCCUCCAUCCGCAAGCCAUACUUUGGGAUCAUCGCAGACGGGAUACACUUACACCCUACCUCCAUCAAGAUUGCAUGGAAUGCGCACCCAGAGGGGCUGAUCCUAGUCACAGAUGCUAUGCGUCUUGCUGGGAUGCCUGAUGGUACUUACGACUGGACCAAUGGAUCGCGCAUCAUCAAGCAGGGUCCACUGCUCACUCUCGAAGAGAAUGGCAAGAUUGCCGGGAGCAGUAUCCAGCUUGUGGACUGUGUAACCAAUUUUUUGAACUGGACCGGCGCGAGCGUGUCGGAGGCGCUGAAGGCUGUUACGGAGACGCCGGCAAGGAUGUUAGGCAUGGAAGAUACCAAAGGCACUUUGAGUGAGGGUGCUGAUGCAGACUUGGUUGUCCUGGACCUGCAAGAGGGUGCCAUGGGAGGUGAGAAGAAGAUCGUUGUUGACCAAGUCUGGAAGUUUGGUGCAAAGGUUUUCGACAACGCAUCCGACGGUUGAUUGAGUCGCUGUGCCCAAGAGCGAGGAUGAAACCUGCGCUCGCUACUCUUAGUUGAUUCUGAAGGAUUAGGUAGCUGUCGUGCAUACUUGAGACUGUAUAUGAUCAGACUGUAGACACGUAGAUCUCUGUUCACGCUCAACAUGUCAUAAUACUAUUAAAUCCAA
Messenger RNA from Macroventuria anomochaeta, 1841 nucleotides. RefSeq names its product carbohydrate esterase family 9 protein. The transcript is spliced from 2 exons. Gene Ontology annotation, biological process: N-acetylglucosamine catabolic process. The coding region runs from base 360 to 1676 and encodes 438 amino acids. Gene Ontology annotation, molecular function: N-acetylglucosamine-6-phosphate deacetylase activity. The record is from RefSeq and is a predicted model, not a curated record. NCBI's taxonomy places the organism in Eukaryota, Fungi, Ascomycota, Dothideomycetes, Pleosporales, Didymellaceae.